Molecule: messenger RNA, 2647 nt
Organism: Closterium sp. NIES-67
Lineage: Eukaryota; Viridiplantae; Streptophyta; Zygnematophyceae; Desmidiales; Closteriaceae
Source: the annotation of a GenBank genome assembly
CCGAUAUUAGCCUCAGGGUUUUCCGUUAUCGCGCCGGAUUCUGCCGGCUCGGCUACCUAAUCCACGUUCCCUAUCGCCACGCACCAUGCUUAAGAAGAAAAGAGGGAAGGAGGGCAAUGCCGCGAAGUACACGACGCGCAAUCAGGCGCUCGUGCGCCUGCAACUCAAACUAGCGGACUUCAGGCGGUUGUGCAUCCUCAAGGGCAUUCACCCGCGCGAGCCCAAGAAGAAGACCAAGGGGGCGCACAAGACGUACUACCAUGUCAAGGACAUCAACUUCCUCGCCCACGAGCCUCUCUUGGAGCUGCAACGGGAGCUGCGCGCGCAACGGAAGAAGAUCCGCAAGGCCAAGGGGCGGCUGGAGACGGAGAAGGUGGAGCGGCUUGAGAGGAGUCUGCCACGUGUCAGUCUGGACCACCUCGUGAAGGAGAGGUACCCGUCGUUCAUCGACGCCCUCAGGGAUCUGGACGACGCGCUCACCAUGCUGCACCUGUUCGCCACGCUGCCCGCUGACGCCACGUUCCGCAUCCCCGCCAAGCGAGUCAACAACGCGCGCAGGUUGUCCCUGGAAUGGCAGGCGUAUGUCACUCGCACGCACGCCCUGCGGAAAGUGUUUAUCUCUGUUAAAGGCAUCUACUACCAGGCGGAGGUGGUGGGGCAGCAGGUGACGUGGCUGGUGCCACAUCAGCUGAUGCAGGUCAUGCCCACCGACGUGGACUUCCGAGUCAUGCUCACGUUUCUGGAAUUCUACGAGACCCUCAUGGGCUUUGUCAACUUCAAGCUGUACCACGAGUUGCGGCUCGCCUACCCUCCGAAGCUCGACCCUCGCCUCGAGAAGGCUGCAGCAGACCUGUAUGCCGUGAUGCGCAAGCUGGCAGAGGCGGCGGCAGCAGCCAAGCUGCGGAGAGAGAGGAAAGCUAUUAAGGCCGCAGCUGCUGCUUCUGCUGUGCUUCUUGGUGCUCCUGCUGAUGCUGCUGGUGCUGUGGAGGGCAGUGCUGGAUAUACCGCAGAGGAGGGGGGAGAGGAGGAGAAGGCAGAGGGAGGGGAAGCCGACGAGGCAGCAGCAGAAGCAGCAGAGAAGCCACCAGUCGACCCAGAGAAGGAAGCGACUGAGAAGCUUCCAGUGCUGCGAAAGCAGGCGACAGCAUCGCGCAUGGCGUCCCUCCAGAGCCGGCUAGCCGCCAUGGAGGCAGUAGCACGCGCACAGGGGGGGGAGGGGAGGGACGAGAAGGACGAGGAGGAAGUGGAGGGUGCGGGGCGGAAAGGGAGGGGGGAGGCGGAGGAGGAGGAGGGGGAUGAGGACGAUGAGGAGACGAGGGUGUGUCGGCGGUUGUUCCGCGGGCUGGUGUUCUUUCUUGGGAGAGAGGUACCCAGGGAGCCGCUGCUGUUUGUGAUUCGGGCGUUUGGCGGCAAGGCCAGCUGGGAAGGCGAGGGGGCUCCUGCCCCUGAGACUGACGAGUCUAUCACGCACCAGGUGGUGGACCGCCCCCAGCAGAAGCACCGCAUCCUAUCCCGGGAGUACGUCCAGCCGCAGUGGAUCUUCGACUGCGCCAAUGCCCGCAUCCUCCUGCCCUCCGCGCCCUACGCCCCUGGCCUUGUGCCACCGCCUCAUCUCUCCCCCUUCGUGAACCACGAGGAGGAGGGCUAUCUGCCCGACUAUGCCGCGGCGAUCCAACGGCUGAAAGAAGCCGCAGCGGCCCGAGAUGCAGCCACACACAAGGGGACGAUGGGGGGGAUGCUAGGUGGGGGAGGGGCGCCACUGCUGGAGCUGGAAGGGGCGCAUGAAGUGCGGAUGAGUGGCGAGGGGAGCGUGGCGGUGGGGGGAGGGGAGGAUGAGGUGAAAGCGGAGGAAGCAGCCAUGGCUGCCAAGAUCGCAGAGGUUGCAGCUGAAGAGAAAGCCUAUGCUGCUGAUCUGGCUAAGGAGCUCUCAGGUGUUCCCUUCUCGGCGUCUCUGGUACAAGACAAAGGGGGCAAAGAGGGAGAGGAGGGUGGAGAGGAGGAGGAGGACGAGAAAGAGGAGGCAGGAGAGGAGGGCGAGGGAGGAGAGUCAGAGGAGGAGGAGGCGGAGGAUGAGGAGGGUGCGGAAGGAGAGGAGGAGAAGCAAGGAGCAGUGCAAGCAGCAGCAGGGGCGGAUGGGGAGGAUGGGGGCAAGGCGAUGGCGCGCAUGCUCAUGUCGCGCAAGAGGCGGGGGCUGUAUGACGCCAUGCAGAUGGGGCGCGCUAAGAAGGCCGCCGGCGUGGCUCUGCUGCAUGAACGCCGGCUUAAGGCCGCCGCUGCUGCUGGUGGUGCCAAGGGUGAUGCUGCCGGUGGUGGUGCUGCUGGUUCUGGUGCUGGUAAGAAGGGAGGGCAGCAGGCGAAGAAGGGAAAGCAGGAGAAGAAGAGCUGGCGAUGAGAAGGAGAUCGCUCUUGCUGGAACAGGGAUAAAAAAGCUGGUUUUGCCGGAUCUUACCUGCUCACUACUGCAAUGGAAAUAUUCGUUGGAGAUUAUUGCCUUCCAGUUCUGGGGUUAAUGUUGGGCGCGGUUGGCCACGUAGGGCAAAUGUCAUGCUGGAAUGGUUGAUUGACACACAUCAAUCACUGACUCCAGUGGACUCACUGUUACAUCAAUAACUGACGGAUUACAUCACUGAAAUGUGCAUCAGAUUGC